AUGGCGCGAGAGCUCAUCGGCGUACGAGACGAGCGGCGCAGAGAGGGGCAGCAACGCACAACGGCAUACCAGAUCGGGCACCUCAGUCUACUGCGGUUUCGGCACGGGCACGAGAGGCAAGUGUCACAGCGGACCCUCGACGCGGUGCGCGAAGCGCAGGGAGCUGGGGUCGAGCCGUGGAACACGGCAGAGCACGACAAGGCAGUCCACGGCCCAACGCCCGAAGGCGGGACGACGAACCCGAUGGAGAGCGAGCCGCCAGCGAGCGAGACGUACGACGACGAGGGAGACGACGAGAGAGAUAAGAGCGCCGCGGCGGACGACGAGAUGGCCUUUAUCGACGAUGAGUUCUUCGAGCUUCCCGACGUGGCAACGGAGGAAGAGGCGGAGGGCCGGGGGAGCCAGAGUCAGUACAGCCAACAGAGCCAGGGGGGCGAGAGCGAGGGGAGCCAGAGCAGCCAGGGCAGCCAACGGGCGCGCGCGAGGAGAGAACGGCGGAACCAGCUCGCGGCGCAGCGGUUCAUGAAUCGAAUACGAUUCGAACUUCGGCUCGGGCACAGGGGGACCGAAACUAGUCAAGCCCGCGCCGGCCAAGACAACGACGACAGCGACGAGGGCGCAAGGAGUGACGACGAGGAGACACCCGACAGCGCAGCAGAGCCAGGACCGAGCGAGCAACCACCCGAAACGGGCCAUCCGAACGAUGGCAGCCAGGCAGACGACGAGUUUACAGUGAUGGACGUAGACGAGGAACAGCCAGAGCACGAGACGUCCCAGCCGCCGAGGAAGCGGGGGCGAUUUGAGAACGAACGGAGCGAUUCGAUGAGUCAGGGAGAGGGGGCGAGCCAGCAGCAUGACGAGGACGAGGAGCUGAUGACGCCGAAACAAAAGAUGCGAAAGCGCAAGCGGAUGGAUGGAUCAGCUCGGAAGCCUCGAGACGACUUCAGACGGAGACGCGCUGACCAACCGUACUAA
Molecule: messenger RNA, 975 nt
Organism: Emiliania huxleyi CCMP1516
Lineage: Eukaryota; Haptophyta; Isochrysidales; Noelaerhabdaceae
Exons: 2
Coding region: 1-975 (324 amino acids)
Source: RefSeq, a predicted model, not a curated record